AUGGAAAAGUUCAACUUUUAUUGGAAGCAUUACCUGAAUCGAACUUUCAGAGGAAACAAUGGUACAUUUAAUUUUUUAGAUAGUGAUUUCUGGCAGUUAAGCGAUAAUUUCACCUCAGACGAAGAAGAGAUUAUCCAUUUACCAACUGUCAUUUCCAUGACAAUUGUGUAUGCCGUUCUUUUGGUGACCGGUACUGUGGGCAAUGUGUGUACUUGUGUAGUAAUCUCGCGCAACCGCUACAUGCACACUGCAACAAAUUACUACUUGUUCAGUUUAUCUAUCAGUGACUUAUUGCUACUGACGUUAGGUCUCCCCCAGGAAAUGUAUCAACUCUGGAUUCCAAGACCAUACACGUUGGGCGAAUCCAUGUGUAUCGUUCGUGGCUUUACAGCAGAGGCUUCUACUUAUGCAUCCAUAUUGACCAUUACUGCUUUUACUGUGGAACGAUACGUCGCCAUUUGCCAUCCACUCAAAGCACAUGCUUUGUCCAGUCUUUCCAGAGCAGUCAAGAUUACUGUUGCAAUCUGGGUAUUGUCAGCAGUGUGUGCAGUGCCAGUGUGUUUGCAGUUCGGUGUGAUUUAUGACACAACUAUAAAUGGCGAAGUCCUCCUCCGAACUGCAGUUUGUAGUUUGGAGCGGCCCAUCCAACAUGCGUUCUUGAUUUCGUUCCUGUUGUUUUUUUGCGCACCUCUCGUUAUGAUAUUCACAUUGUACAUUAAGAUCGGCUUCAAGUUAAAAGGAUCCAUGAUUAUGGACAAACUGGUCGCUGAAAAGAUGCGAAGCAGCACUACGUCUUAUGGAAGUGGACAUGAAAAUGGAAAGUCGAACGUCAAUAACAACCGGAAAGGAAUCAUUAAAAUGCUUGUUGCUGUGGUGGUAUCCUUCUUCUUGUGCUGGUUGCCGUUCCACGUACAGCGACUGAUGGCAACGUACGUCGUACACCCUACCCCAUUCUUCAAUCUGGCGUACACAGUCGUCACAUACCUGUCAGGCAUAACUUACUACGUCAGCGCCACUCUCAACCCCAUACUCUACCAGUUGAUGUCUCUCAAGUUCCAGCAAGCAUUCAAAGACACCUUUGGAUCUUUCAAAACCAUGCUUGUUAGAGUAGCUUUAGAACCUCUUAGAAUCAGUGCUUUUUUGGAGAACAUUCUCAUUUGUAAAACGGGAGCAUCAUUAAUGCUGGUGUUCGCAUUAUCAAUGCUUCCGUUUUGUAAUGCUUUGAUGUUCCCGUUGUUCAAUGUGAGGGGCAAAUAA
This is a messenger RNA of Uloborus diversus, 1257 nucleotides long. RefSeq names its product pyrokinin-1 receptor-like. The transcript is spliced from 3 exons. Gene Ontology annotation, cellular component: plasma membrane. Gene Ontology annotation, molecular function: neuromedin U receptor activity. NCBI's taxonomy places the organism in Eukaryota, Metazoa, Arthropoda, Arachnida, Araneae, Uloboridae. The coding region runs from base 1 to 1257 and encodes 418 amino acids. Gene Ontology annotation, biological process: neuropeptide signaling pathway. The record is from RefSeq and is a predicted model, not a curated record.